Molecule: messenger RNA, 6039 nt
Organism: Pieris rapae (cabbage white)
Lineage: Eukaryota; Metazoa; Arthropoda; Insecta; Lepidoptera; Pieridae
Product: rho guanine nucleotide exchange factor 10-like protein
Exons: 14
Coding region: 517-4167 (1216 amino acids)
Biological process (GO): positive regulation of stress fiber assembly; actin cytoskeleton organization
Molecular function (GO): guanyl-nucleotide exchange factor activity
Source: RefSeq, a predicted model, not a curated record
CCCGCAUCACACCCGUAUUGAAGCGAGAGGCGAUAGCUUGCCAGCUGCGCGUUCUUGCUUGUGUUUUUCGGAUGUCGUAGUAGAAUUGACGUUUCUUUCAUAUUCUUUUGUGUAAAACAAACAAAUAUAACCGUUUUUACAUACGCGUGUGAAAAUUUCCCGAUGACAUUGUUUAAACAUUUUGAAUCAAAACAUAUUACUGUUGUGGACGUUUUCAACCGUACCAGUGUGCAUUACUCGGAUUCCCAGUGUAUUUUGUCUAAGUGAAUAAAACCAAGAGUGGUGCUAUUUUGAGUUCCUGUCAGGUACCGUGGACACCAGUGAUCAGUGAUUGUUGUCGUGGCCGGUUUCCGUUGUGGAAACUUUCAUAACGUGCAUAUUUCUGUGGGUAAUGCUUUCCUAGCGAAUGCGAGCCAAGCCUGCACGCAUUCCUCAGGGAAGCAAGUGCCGGCAAUAAGCAUUUUACGGGAAGCAGGAGGUGUGGGUGGCGGGGCCGGCAGCGGCGGGCUGCUGGCCAUGAACGCCACCCAGGUGCAGUGCGAGCCACACGACUCGGUCGUACUGAUUAAAUAUGAACAUCGAUCAGCGGGCGGCAGCUGGGAGGAGCCAGUGAGCGCGGUCAGGAACGCUCCUUUGAGACGCUCCCAACGGCUCAACUCCACCCUGGACUCAAGAAGCACUGGACAGCUUCGGAAUACGCUGAGCCGCGCUCGUGAGUUGUGCGAGCGAUGGCGUAGUGGAAGCAGCGCGCCUUCGCCGCCCACGCCAGCCCCGGACGACGAAGGCGGAGGGCGGCUGGCGCGAUGGUUCAGCGUACGACGUGGUUCUACACACCAAUAUGACAUGCACACACAUGAGACAGAUAAAAUGCCCAAGUUGCCAGAGCUCGAGGAGGAUAUGUUCUCCUGCGGGGGCGAACUCCGUGGCGGUCGGACACCACCACCUACCCUGGGUCCACCUCCGGAUUCCCUGACACCAGUGCAGCUCCGACGGCGUCACGUGGUAGCCGCUAUUAUACACAGCGAGAAUUCAUAUGUCGCCACACUACAGAGACUCAUAAUUGACUACAAGAAGCCACUAGAGGAAAGCAGUCCAGCGAUUCUAAAUGCGAGCAAAAUACAUACACUCUUUCACCGGCUUCCGGAUAUACUGCAGUGUCAUUUGCACUUUCGCACCGCACUUGCCGACUGUGCGCAGACAUGGGACCGCGAUGAAAAGAUUGGCGAGGUCUUCUUAAACGCGUUCUCGAAGGCAGUAGUGCUUGAUGUAUAUUCGGACUUUAUAAACAACUUCUCCGUCGCAAUGGAGUUGGCCAAAAUGGAGUCCAAGAGGAAAUCUGCUCUGGCUGACUUCUUCAAAGUGAAGCAGAUCAGCGCACACGAUAGACUCUCCUUCUUUGGACUCAUGGUGAAACCGGUGCAGCGGUUUCCGCAGUUCAUCAUGUUUUUACAGGAUCUUCUAAAACACACACCUCCUGGUCAUUUAGACCGUGUAGCACUGCAACGUGCUUUGACGAGGCUUGAAGCGAUGGCCGACGCCCUCAAUGAGAGAAAACGGGAGGCUGAGAGGACGCAGGCCUUCCGCGGUGCCCUUCGUCGUUUGACCCGCGGUGGCGUAGGGGCGGGGGGUGCAGGGGGCGCGGCCAGGUUUGGUGCAGCGCGACUCCUCGCUUCCAGAGCUGAUAAGCGGCAUUUACUACGGCAGGACGAUCUCUUACAACUGGAGUUUAAUCAGUCAGGCACAUUGACCAAAUGCAAGCCGCGUCGCUUGCUUCUGCUAAACGAUCUAGUUGUUUGUGUGUCUGUGGGUGCGGGGGGAGAGGAAACGGAGAGACUCGGCCUCAAAUGGGCGCACCCUGUGCAGGACGUCGAAGUACUCGAUACGGGGACAUCGCCCACGCUCAGUCGUGUACUUGCUCAGGGUAUGAAUCGUAGCGGAAGUCUACGUUCCAACUCCAGUAGCGGCACCACCGCCGGCGACUCGCUCUGCAAUGAGAUGUCGGCGUUGAUGCACGACUACGAGACCGUAUCGAGGAUGGCAGAUCUGGCUGCUUCACUGAAGACGCCGUAUGCUGAAGUGGCUCCAGAAAUGUUUAGGACGCUCUUGCAGAAUAUACAGCAGAGUAUACAGAAAAAAGAUGACGAAAUGGCCUGGGUGGAUUCCUGCUGCCUCCAACUCACAAUCAGAGGUCGCGAAGAGCCAAUCACCUUCAGGGCUAACGAACCAGGGGCGAGACGGGCUUGGGCCACUGAAUUAAGAUUGGCCCAGCUAGCGCAAGCGCGGGCCAACGGCCCAGCUUGGAGGUUGCCGGCCAGUACCACCCCGCCCCAUAAGAUGCCCUUGUAUGUGACAGCUGCGCCUGUUUACUCUUCGAAUUCCCUUACCGAGGUGAAAUGCGGCUGUUUCUACUCGAGCACGGGAUGCAGUAAUGGCGGCACUCGUCGUCGCGCCAGAUCUCUUCUGUGGGUCUGCGCAGGCGGCGGAAGUGACAGCCACGUUUCCGUCUUGAUCCAUCGGGCUGCUACGCUCAAAACGCUCGUUACGCUCGAUCUGCCAGAUAUUAGGGUAUCAUCAAUAGAAUACGCAAAAGGAGUGAGGCAAGUGACCACACUGUGCGGUGACACAGUCUGGCUUGGUACUGAGGACAAAAAAAUCAUCAUCUUCUCGGGUGUCGAACCCGAGAAACAGGAGAAACUGAACGAGGUCCCCACUGUAGCGGCGGUCACGCAGAUCCGCUACCACUGCGACUCAAUGUUCGUUGGUCUUUCAAAUGGAAGAAUAUCAGUCUUCAGAAGGAAUCACGACGACUCAUGGGCGUUGCAAGAACCGAUCGCAAUAGAGCUCGGAGAUCAACCGGUCCACUGCAUUCUACCAGUCGACGGCAUCAUCUACGCGACCUGCGCCAAACGGGUCUUCGCUAUCAACGCCUUGACCGCUGAAAUCAUGCGCAUCAUCGAACUCAAAGGAGAAGGAGACCGCUCAGUCAAGUAUUUGGCACAUUCCGGAGUCGGUCUUUGGGCGGCUUUCUCAGAUUCCACUUACGUCAGCUUAUACCACACGGAGACUCUGGAACAUCUCCAGAAUAUAGACAUAGCCGCCGAUGUGGCCAAAACUAUCGGCGCCAGAGAAGGCAGCAAACCGGCUCAUGUGUCUUCUCUUUUGGCGGUUCAAGGUCUCCUCUGGGUCGGAACCACCGCCGGAGUCAGCGUCACAGUGCCUCUGCCAAAACUAGAAGGUUUACCCUUAAUCGGAGGCCACACCGCGGUCUCCUACCACGCCCACGCCGGCCCAGUUACAUUCCUCCUCGCGCUGAACCCGGAUGCAAAAGACGUCGACGUCAACGUCGUCAGACGCAACCUCUCGAAUGCUCGCGCUCUCGCCGAAACCGUCCACGAGUACAAGGAAGAAGAAGAGAAGCAUAAGCUCGAACGGCGUAUCUCCGAAGAAAUGAGCCCAUAUAGGCCGCAACGCGUCCAAUCCGCUGUGAUAAGAAGGAAGAAACCGGGCGACGUACGCCUAAGCAAAACUCUGCCAAAGUGCGCGAAUCUCAAUGUGUGCGAUGUGUACGGACUUUUCGGGGAUCUAAUGUUUGUGAAGGACUGCGUGGGUGAAGCUGACGUAAGUGGUUCUGGGGGGGAGACGUUGAGACGGAGUGAUCCUGAAUUGGCGGCGAUUCCAUUCCGCGUCAGUACCUUGGACAGACGGCUGAGAAUGAGGGCGGGUAGACCGAGGAGUUUGGACUUGUCCAGCUGGUCCGUUGACUCGCGUGCUUCUAGCCUAUGUACGUCAUCCGGGAGCGAGGAAUCAAUGGCUCUACGGGGUGUGUCUCGAACCAGUUCAGGCGCAUCCGGGGCAGCUAGCUUAGUGCCAUUGGCCGUGUCCACUCCGGACUCGGGGAAGUCGAGCGCCUCCGAACGGUCAAUUUCUAGAAGCGAUUCGGCGAACCCGCCCGAGCUGAGACCGAAGAAGCAGGAGAGGAACGCUGUGAGGAGUUUACGUGGAACGGAUUACAUCGUGGAGAAUAGUAGGAGGUCCAUAGUCACAAUUAUGGGCGGGCGUGGCUAUGUCGACUGGAGGCAAACCGCUGAUGCAGCGGAACGACCUGUUCCGGCGGCUGACCCCAAUCCCAAAGACGCCCAUCUUAUUAUGUGGGAAAUGCGCUUGUAAUAAUGAACACCAUUUAUAAACUUAUAUAGGGUGUUCGAAGAAGACAUUUUGUUAUUUUGAUAAUAACUUGGGUGACGGAUGGAGUCUCUGAUAUGUUGGUGUCAUAUGUAAAUAAAUGCAUGUAUAUAAAUGUAAAUAUGCUGUUAACCGCAUUUCACAGACUGUAACGGCUGGCCUUUUACAUUGAAUUAACCGUUGGAAAGUCAGUGAAGAGAGGAUCUGAAUAUUUUUUAGUUUCUGCGAAUUUUGAGUCUUUCCAUACAUUUGAAAUGAAAUGAAAUAUAUGAAAUGACUCGAAUAAAUUUCUCGGCUCAGGUUUAUAACGCCUUUGCGAUUAGCUUUAAAUUAUUUUUCGUCAUCAUUUAAAUCGAAUUAUUUAAAAUGGACUUGAGAGACAAACCGGUCACAUGAUAUAUCACUUGGGGUCUAUUCUCACGAUUUAAGAAAAAUUUAGACCACACAAAAUUUGAUUUUGUAUACAAUUAAAUUUAAUAUAAUUGAGAAUGAAAUGGGAUUUUUAACACCAUCUGAUAAUACUGCAAAAUUUGAUAUAUAGGGUAAUACAAUCAGGUGGUGCUAAAAUGUACCGCAUUACUUAUAUUUAAAUCCAAAUCGUUGCAACCGCCAUAUUAACAUAGAUUAUUUACUGUUUUACAUAAAUUAAUUACGGCCUUAUUAGAAAACGUGGACUAAAUAUUGGUGUCGGUUGCCAUGGCAACGUUUUUAAAUUGUUACCAUGGCAACGAGCGGUAUCUCCACGUUUUAUAAGGAUUAAGUUACUGUUAUACAGCCCCGGGUUCACUGGCGCUUUAACGGCCUGUUUAUAUAAAUUUAACUAACCGUUUAAGCGUUGGCAAGUUAACGGGCAUUAUUACGAUAUAGUUAACUGUUAAACUUAUUUAAAAUCGUUGAACUGAGCACAAAUUGAUUCGAAAUUCUAUACUGACGUCCGUCUCUUUCGCACUUAGUAAGAGUGAGGGAGACGACUAGUGUCCUAUAACUAGUGGCCUUAUUUUUCAGUGUUAUAGCAUUUGUUUAAGCUAAAUCGCUUUAAGAAUUAGACUGAUUUAAAUUAAGCGUUUAAAUUUAAUAUUUUACGAAAACGAAACGAGUUUUGUGACGAUGAGCGCAAUAUUUAUUAUAUUUGGCACGAUUUUGCCGAUCUAUCAAAAUGUGUGUUUCUUUGAUUCUGUGUAUUUCUCGUACAAAUAUUAUAUACAUUCUGUUAGCGGUUAUGGGAGCGGUCACAUAUUACGUUACGAAAAUGAUGGGGGAAAAUUAAAUUACGCGUUAUUUUUAAUAUAAUUUUCGACUUUAUGGUUUUUUAGACCACCAUGGUAACUUUAAGGUAUAAAGAGUCACUGAGUGGUCACGAAACGUUUUACUAUUGUGUACAGAAAAACGUGACGGCGCGUUACAUGGGGGGGGGGGGCCAAGAAUCUUAAGGUGCGUGACGUAAUAUUUGAACCCUCCUUGUACCGUAAAACUGAAUACUCUUAGUACUCUGAAUAUAAAUCAAUUUUGAAGCAAUUAAUUAUUUGCAACUUGAAAUAACGUGGUACGAAAACAAUCGUAUUGAAGCUACGGGGUAAGCCUGCUGAUUUGUACGCACAACUUUAAAAUAUUUGUAAAAAUGUAUAGGAUGAUAGAAAAUGGAAGAAAAUGCAUUGCAUUUAAAUUAAAAACACUUUAUAUAUCCAUGAAAGCUGUUAGACACGCGACAAUUGGAAUAUUUUUAAUGUUUUUAUUUUAAAUCCCCGAAUCCGUGCCAAACUGUUCUGUUAAUUCGAAUGUAACAUUUAAACAUUGUUCAAAUUUAUGUCACAAAAUAAUUAAGGUGUAAAUAAAUUUAAGUUUAUAUGUAUACACCGG